AUGCCGCUCGGCGUGGAGGUGGCCUUGCGGGGCGUCUUCAACCGUGCUCGUCGCGGCCUGUACGCUGGGAAGCAAAUCCGUUCUGGAAACAACAUUAGUGAAGACGGCAAGAACAAGACCCGUCGCUUCUGGAGACCAAACUCCCAGUAUGUAAAUCUGUAUAGUCCCGCGUUGGAGAGAUCCGUGCGCGUCCGAGUGACUGCGAGUGCCCUUCGCACGAUCGACAAGUAUGGAGGCCUUGAUGGCUACCUCCUGAAUCACGCCGAGGAGGAGCUCGACUCUGACCUUGGUGCUCGCCUGCAGCAGGAAAUUCGCACCGCCCUCCAGCGGAAACGGGCCUUGCAACAACAGCGCUCCCUCCUUCCUCCCUCAGCUGCAGCGGCCCUGGCCAGC
Molecule: messenger RNA, 393 nt
Organism: Auxenochlorella protothecoides
Lineage: Eukaryota; Viridiplantae; Chlorophyta; Trebouxiophyceae; Chlorellales; Chlorellaceae
Product: 50S ribosomal protein L28
Exons: 3
Cellular component (GO): mitochondrial large ribosomal subunit
Molecular function (GO): structural constituent of ribosome
Source: RefSeq, a predicted model, not a curated record